Eurypyga helias (sunbittern) is the source of this 1261-nucleotide messenger RNA. It is a transcript of the gene EED, whose product is annotated as embryonic ectoderm development. The annotation marks the transcript as partial. Gene Ontology annotation, biological process: negative regulation of transcription by RNA polymerase II. Gene Ontology annotation, cellular component: ESC/E(Z) complex. Gene Ontology annotation, molecular function: nucleosome binding; protein binding. The transcript has 10 exons. The record is from RefSeq and is a predicted model, not a curated record. NCBI's taxonomy places the organism in Eukaryota, Metazoa, Chordata, Aves, Eurypygiformes, Eurypygidae.
GAGGACCAUGGUCAGCCUUUAUUUGGAGUCCAGUUUAACUGGCACAGUAAAGAAGGUGAUCCUCUCGUUUUUGCCACUGUAGGCAGCAACAGAGUUACUUUAUAUGAAUGUCAUUCUCAAGGCGAAAUCCGUCUGUUGCAGUCCUACGUGGAUGCUGAUGCAGAUGAAAAUUUCUAUACCUGUGCGUGGACAUACGAUAGCAAUACAAGCCAUCCUCUCCUGGCUGUGGCAGGGUCCAGGGGUAUCAUUAGGAUAAUUAAUCCUAUCACAAUGCAGUGCAUAAAGCACUACGUGGGCCAUGGAAAUGCAAUCAAUGAACUGAAAUUCCAUCCAAGAGAUCCAAAUCUCCUUUUAUCUGUAAGCAAAGAUCAUGCAUUGAGACUGUGGAACAUCCAGACAGACACGCUGGUUGCAAUAUUUGGAGGAGUAGAAGGGCACAGGGAUGAGGUGUUAAGUGCAGAUUAUGAUCUUCUGGGUGAAAAAAUCAUGUCCUGUGGGAUGGAUCACUCUCUCAAACUCUGGAGAAUUAAUUCCAAGAGAAUGAUAAAUGCCAUCAAGGAGUCUUACGAGUACAACCCAAAUAAAACCAACAGGCCUUUUAUUUCCCAGAAAAUUCACUUCCCUGACUUUUCUACGAGGGACAUACACAGGAACUACGUUGACUGUGUACGAUGGUUGGGAGAUCUAAUUCUUUCCAAGUCUUGUGAAAAUGCCAUUGUGUGCUGGAAACCUGGCAAAAUGGAAGACGACAUAGAUAAAAUCAAGCCCAGUGAAUCAAAUGUGACCAUACUUGGAAGGUUUGAUUACAGCCAGUGUGAUAUAUGGUACAUGAGGUUUUCAAUGGAUUUCUGGCAAAAGAUGCUUGCUCUGGGCAAUCAGGUUGGCAAACUUUAUGUCUGGGAUUUAGAAAUAGAGGAUCCUCAUAAAGCCAAGUGUACGACUCUUACUCAUCCUAAAUGUGUCGCUGCCAUCCGACAAACCAGUUUUAGCAGGGAUAGUAGUAUCCUCAUAGCCGUGUGCGACGAUGCCAGUAUCUGGCGCUGGGACAGACUACGAUAAAUUCCUUUUUCUUAAUUCAAAAUAGAAAAUAUAUUUUCAAAUUAUAAUACAGUCUGUUAACUGGCUAGUGCGGUAGAUGCGUUUAGCGUAGGCUUUCUCGAAGGUUCGGCAGGCUGGAGCUGAACUUAGUGAUGUUUACAUUCUGUGUAUGGUUCUGCUUGAAAUUGCUGCUUUUAAUAAAAAGAAGUAUUUUUGUAAAGUU